GUGACGUCACACGCUGGCCACGCUUCCAUGGUAACGGGCGUCUCGGCGCUACCGGAAGUGGGAAUCAGGGUGCCGUGCUCCCUCACAUACGCCGCUUCCGGCGGGAGAAGGUGGCUCUUUGCCCUAACCGGUUCUCUGCCGGGAUGUCCCGCUGACCUGGCAUUUGCUUUGUAUUACUGGCUGCGUUUUAUCCAUCGUUUACCUGUCCCGCCGCACGUUGUGACUGGGAGCUUAUGUGUUGGCCGAGGGAGAAGCCGCGAUGAUGGUGUGAGACCGGUGAGCCACAGCGGGCGCUUGUCUUUUCCUGCGCCUUCACGCCAGACCCCUGUGUGUAAUCUUCUGUCUUGGAUUCAUUUUGUUUUUAUUGUUAGCGCUUGAUUUCACCCACUAAAAUAUCUUCCUGAAACGAAAACUUUCCUCCAAGGCCUGGAUCUUGCCAUUCGGUCUCCGUUUCCGGUCGUUUCUAGGAAAUAAGGCUGCAAAGAAAUGGCCUCUUCGUCGGGGAACGAUGAUGACCUCACUAUUCCCAGGGCUGCCAUCAAUAAAAUGAUUAAAGAAACUCUGCCCAGUGUUAGAGUAGCCAACGACGCUCGCGAGCUAGUGGUAAACUGCUGCACCGAGUUCAUCCACCUCAUCUCCUCGGAGGCAAACGAGAUCUGUAACAAGUCCGAGAAAAAAACGAUAUCCCCCGAGCAUGUCAUCCAGGCACUAGAAAGCUUGGGUUUUGGUUCCUACAUCAGUGAAGUAAAAGAAGUCCUUCAAGAAUGCAAAACUGUUGCAUUAAAACGACGAAAAGCAAGUUCUCGUCUUGAAAAUCUUGGCAUUCCUGAAGAAGAACUUCUAAGGCAGCAGCAAGAGCUAUUUGCAAAAGCAAGACAGCAGCAAGCCGAAUUGGCCCAACAGGAGUGGCUACAAAUGCAGCAGGCUGCUCAACAAGCACAACUUGCAGCUGCAACUGCCAGCGCUUCAAACCAGGCCGGUUCCUCUCAAGACGAGGAAGAGGAUGAUAUCUGAGUAUUUCCACCUAUGUUAAUAUCGGCCUUUGAAUAGCUUUUCGCUUGCACAAAAAGAAGUGAAAAAUGCUUAAUUGUAAAAUUUUUUUAUGCAUCUUGGUGGACUGGUUAUUGGUAUUCUAGGGAUGUCUGUUAAGUCUCCGCUCUUGUAUGCAACAUACAUGUACAAAUAUCCUUUUUGAACUGUUAAACAGUAAGGUUCAUUAUCAUAUCAAAAGAACAUUUUUAACCGCCUUUGAGAAUUUUAUAUUAGCAAUCAGUCAUUAACUUGAUCAAUAAGCAGUGUUAAACCAGAAUACAUCUUUAUUAAAUAUAGCGAGAUUUAUACAGAAACUCUAAAAACACUUUUGCAUUUACCUUUUAACUAAGCUUAAAAAAAAUCUUAGGGGUUUUUUUUUGUUUUAUUUUUUAAUUUUUGUGGGAUGGGUUGGGAUUUUGGUUUGUCUGACAGACACUUGAUGAAGUCAAAGAUCACUGUCAGGAAAGUGUGUCUGUAAUACUGAAUUUUAGGGGAGGAUGUGAAACCUUUGUACAGGGCAAAAACAUUGGGGGCUUUGCAAACAAAGAAAUUCAAAAUUGUGUCAGUACAGGAAACAUCAGCCCAAACAUGGCUGGGAAGGGAUCUUUUUUUAGCAAUUCAUGUGGAAACUGAGUUUUUUUUUUUUUUAAGACCCUUUAAGAGUUAAUAAAAGGACAUGUGCAAUCCAAGCUCUUUUUAAAGGGGAACCACAAUUUAAAACUUCAUCUGGUGCAAAGUAAAUAUGUGAAGGAUGGCUAAUAAUAAUUAUAUUUGUGGUUGUAACUUCAUUAUUUUCUUACCCCAAAACAUGUUAGGGUUUUUCUUUUUUUUUUUUUUAAUUUACUCUGGCACGUCACAGCUAUAAAUGGUUGUAUAUUUGUAUUUUUAAUUGUAUUUGAUUAGUAUAUUGCUGUAUGGUCCUAGUUAGCAUUUAACCUGCACCUUGAAUUUAGUAACUGUAAUAAAAUUGGGACUUGUGUUU
Xenopus laevis (African clawed frog) is the source of this 2014-nucleotide messenger RNA. RefSeq names its product down-regulator of transcription 1 L homeolog (gene dr1.L). Bases 487 to 1014 code for a protein of 175 amino acids. The transcript is spliced from 3 exons. Gene Ontology annotation, molecular function: TBP-class protein binding; protein heterodimerization activity; RNA polymerase II general transcription initiation factor activity. Gene Ontology annotation, biological process: regulation of cell division; RNA polymerase II preinitiation complex assembly; negative regulation of transcription by RNA polymerase II. The record is from RefSeq and is a predicted model, not a curated record. Lineage: Eukaryota; Metazoa; Chordata; Amphibia; Anura; Pipidae. Gene Ontology annotation, cellular component: negative cofactor 2 complex; nucleus; ATAC complex.